AUGGCAGAUGCUAUUGAAUUAUCUAAGCAAUUAGAUAUGUGGGGAACGAACAUAAUGGAGAGCAAGCAUCUUCAUGUGAGAUGUAUGGCUCACAUACUUAACUUAAUCGUGCAAGAAGGUUUGAAGGAAAUUAAUAUUUCUGUCAAAUGGGUUAGGCAAAUGGUGAGGUAUGUUAGAUCUUCUCCGGCACAAAACUUUGAAAAGGCCUUUGACAGAUUUGAUCUUUUUGAUGAACAUUUUAAAACUUAUCUAUCUACUCAUAUUUGUGAGGAUGGAAGUGUUGUUGGAUUACUUGCAUGUGAUGAUUGGGCAAAUGUGAGAAGUGUAGUAAAAUUUGUUGAAAAUUUUUAUGAACUUACAAUAAAGGUUUCAGGUUCACAGUAUGUUACAUCUAGUGUUCAUUUUGAGGAUGUAUGUGAGCUCUAUGUAUACUUGAAACAAUGUCUUACAAGUGAAGAUCGUAAUUUGAGAAAUAUGGCUCAUGGGAUGAUGAUGAAGUUCAAGAAAUAUUGGGGCACUCCUGAUAAGAUGAACUCGAUGAUUUAUAUUGCUUUUGUGUUAGAUCUUCGAAAUAAAUUUAUGUAUGUUAGUUUUGGACUUGGAGAACUAUUUAGGGAGGAAAUGGGAAAGAAAGUAGAUACACAAGUGAAGGCUUAUAUGGAAACUUUGUUUGAAAAUUAUUUAAGAAAAUAUUCAAAAGAAUAUCAACAUCAAUCAUCUCCAUCUAGAUCUACUUUAUCGAAUUUAUCUGAUUCAUCUAGCUCUUGUUCUCAAAAUUCGAGAACAAAAGCUUUGAGAACUAAGUUUUACAUGAAGAAACAAAAGGAAAAUAGUGGAAGCGGGGCUUCUAAGUCGGAGUUAGAGAGAUACCUUAAAGAAGAUCAAGAGCCUGAACAUUAUAAUUUUGAUGUCUUAAGUUGGUGGGAAGUUAAUGCUCCAAGAUUUCCUAUUCUUUCAGAGUUAGCUCGUGAUGUAUUGGCUAUUCCAAUUUAA
Messenger RNA from Solanum lycopersicum (tomato), 993 nucleotides. The record is from RefSeq and is a predicted model, not a curated record. Lineage: Eukaryota; Viridiplantae; Streptophyta; Magnoliopsida; Solanales; Solanaceae.